Molecule: messenger RNA, 706 nt
Organism: Chrysoperla carnea
Lineage: Eukaryota; Metazoa; Arthropoda; Insecta; Neuroptera; Chrysopidae
Gene: sing
Product: protein singles bar
Exons: 4
Coding region: 21-587 (188 amino acids)
Cellular component (GO): membrane
Source: RefSeq, a predicted model, not a curated record
UUGAGUGUAGUCACUUUAAAAUGGCAGGUCGAGCAAGACCUCAUAUAAUUAAUAUGAACGGAGGUGGUGGUUUUGGGCCAAAUAAUAAUUACGGGGGUAGUGGUAUUAAUGUUUGCUGUUGUACGUGUUGUACGUGUAUACAUUUUCGAUUUUUGAAAACUACGCCUGGAGUUAUGAAAAUUGUAGAAAUUUUAUUAGCAAGUUUUUGUCAAAGUGUUUUACUUGAAUAUGGAAUGGAAUAUUCAGGAACAAUUGGUGCGUCAUAUUUUGGAUUUUUAACAACGGCAUCUUCGUGUAUGAUGACAGCAACGAUUCUUUUAGGUUGUUAUAUAGUAUCAGAAAAAUCAUAUAAUUUAAUUCGACAAUCAUUAUUUGAAACAGCAUUUAAUGCAGUAGCGGCUAUUACAUACUUUAGUGCUUCAUCAUACCUCGCAUUUGCUGUAAAAACAUUUUUAUUACACUUAAAUGUAAUGCGCCAUCAAGCGUAUCCAGCUAUGUCACUAGUUUAUGGACUGGGUACAGUUUUGGGAAUUUUACAUGCGUUCGAUGCGUAUCAAUCAUAUCGAUUUUUUAUGGGAUAUCGAUGAAUAAUACAAAUUAGUAGAAAUAUUAUGCAGGAGUGGCCAAAAAACUUGUUAUUGAAGGGAUGGCAUAUCGUGUUAUCAUGAAAUAGUAUUAGCCACUCCCGUUUUGGCGUUUUAAAAAU